CUAGUCUAAUUAGGUGAAAGUCUAUAUACUAUGAUCUAUCUAAGAUAAGUUUGCAUGAAAAAUUAUUUGAUACUGUACGUAAUAACCAAUAAUUAUGGCCAUGCAGCUUUGAUUGUGAUUGUUAAAUAUUGCAGAUUCUCUGCCAUUGGCAGACCAGACUGACGAGGAGUUUGUUGACAUGUCUGCAGCUUCAAGAGAAAUUCCAGAAGACACAGUCAUGAUGGAUGAAGCAAGUGGACUCGAAGAUGACCCAGAGACAGAGUUGGACACAUCUGGUUGUAGUGAUGAUGAUGAGGAUGGUCAAGCAGCACAACACUGGGAUGAAGCAGAAGAGGAACUGGAAAGGGACAUUACCAGCAGAGACCAGAGAAAACAACACAACAAAACAAAGUGGUUCAAGAAAACAAAUGCAGAUCUUGGUUACCUCCACCCGAUCACUGUUUGGCAGAAACGAGUGCAGAAUGAUGGCCCUGCAUCCUACAUACCGAUUCAGAGGAUACUGGGAAAGUGUGCUUGGACCAUCAAGAAACAUGGUGUUCAAAAUUUCAUUGUUGUGUCGCCAUUACCACGCCAUGUGUUUUCUUAAAAACAGUGAAGUGAAAAUCAUUCAGAUUAAUUUGGAUUAAUUUCAUUCUUGUGAGUAUUCUAAAUUGGAAAAGGAAUCAAACCAGAGAUAAAAUAUUAAUAACUUUAUUGUAUCACUGAAAUGAGGAUUAAGGUAUGUAAAUAUUGUGUACAUAUAUGUAAAUAAAUCACAGGACAUAUUGCUAAAUAUAUCCACUUUCAGUCUCCCUGCAACUCUGUUGUUGCACUAUUUUCUGUACUUCCAUCGUUACAAUGCUUUGUUUUAGUGCAGAUUUUAGAGUGGUGAGGGAUAUGGAUGUAUUUGUAAAAUGUGAUAACUUAAAUUUGUUGAGUCUUAAUAGUGUUAACAAAUUUAACUGUAUAUCGUUGUAUGUUAUUUUUAGUUGGCUUCGAAAUAAGUUUAUAUCUAGUUACAUGUAACUUAUAACCUUUAGGUAUAGUGCUUUUAACUAUGUAAUUUUUUCUAGUCUUAGUUUUGAAGUAUUUUACUGACAAUUUCAAGUCAGGUGUGUAACAUUUUUAUUAUGAGUCUAUAUUGUAAUUGCAUUUAAAUUAAUUAACAUGAUCUAGUCCAUCAAAUCCAUUAUACUGAUUGAACAUGAAAGUUUAUUACCAUAUAAGAAACAAUUUUUAUUGGUGAGCUCAGCAUAUCGAAAGUUUUUUAUUUUUCUCUUUAGACUAAUUAGUACGUUAUUUAAACUAAAAAUAAGUAUUGGGACCUUUAUCAUUGUAAUGGCAUUAUGGCUUAAUUUAUGGCAUUAUCUGAAUAAUCUUGAACACAAAUUCAAGAAGUUUUUCUGAAAUUUUAACGUUAGCACAAAAACCAUCCUUUGAAGUUCCGUAUACAUAAUGAUUUAAUAUUAGUUAUGAAGAGUUAGGUACACAAGAGAAGAUAUGUUUAGUAACAAUAAUCGAAUAAAGAAUUUUUGUCAGCAAAAAUAUAUAAUCAACAUUCAAGUUAAGACAAUGAGUCAGAUGAAGGUAAACAAUUUUCUAAGGAACCAUGAUAUUGAAUAAAAAAAAAAAGGCUCUUGAAAAAGGAGGCCUCCACGUGGCAAGAGCUGGGCAACUGUAUCAUAUUUUUCAAUCUAUCAUCAUGAUCAUUAUCAGUUUAAUAUAUAUAAUUCAUUAUUGCUCUGAUAGAUUUGAACGAUACUGGCAAACAUCCUUUUUUGAAUCCUUCACAUUUAGAUUUUUUUAAUAUUUUGUUUAAUGUGUGUCAGAAGCUUUAAAUGUGCAAAGGACUUCUAGAAUUUAUGAAUUUUAUAUUUUCAUCAUUUCUCAUAUUCUGUUAUGUCAAUAUGCUAUAAAAACCAAUAACAGAUGUGAAAUGAGUCCAUGUAUCAAUGACUUAUUUGUUAAAUUAGUAGGAUCAUAUUAAAUAUCUAAAAUGUAUAAUUGAAUUUUUUCCUUUUAUUUAAACACUUAAUGGAGCAAACAGAACAA
Molecule: messenger RNA, 2031 nt
Organism: Magallana angulata
Lineage: Eukaryota; Metazoa; Mollusca; Bivalvia; Ostreida; Ostreidae
Exons: 3
Coding region: 179-586 (135 amino acids)
Source: RefSeq, a predicted model, not a curated record